AUGGUGCAGUUCGUGUCGUGGUCGUGCUUUACGACGGGUAUCAUCCUGCAAGCCGACUUCUUGUUGUCGAUCGUAGUUGUGGAAGUCGAACUAUUCGUGGGUGUUAUGGGGGUCGCAGGCGUCCUUUGUGUGGCGUCCCAAGUCGGCAUGAUCGUCAGCUUGUUCGUGUACCAGCCAACGACUACAACCACUACAACGACGACGCAUCGAUGGCAUUUCUUGGCAUUGUAUCACAUGGAAGGGUUGUUUCCGACUCUGAUGAUCAACUUGCCGCCGCUGGCAUUCACGCCGUACGCGCUGCCUUGGAUGUUCGUUCCAUCGUUCACAUGGACAGACGUUGGCAUCUACUUUGUCGUGCAUAAAACUUCCAGUGGGGCCACCAGCCCGCCUCUCUACGUGGCACUUCCGCUCGUGUUUUCGACGCUGCCUUUGGUUUCAGUUGUCGUCCACGCGUACGUUGACCACCCCGCCGCCGCCGCGACCGUGGGGUUUGCAAUCCCUUGGUAUGUUUACACGUACAAAACCAUGAACGGCAUGCCGGCGCAAACGGGAAGCCGACAGGAUAAAUCCCUCCAGAAAGCGUACAGCGCCGUGAUAGAGGCCACGGCGCGGUACUUUUCCCUGCACUUGGUGCGCACGGAACCCCUAAGUCCGUCCCACACGUACAUCUUUGGGUUCCAUCCCCACGGGAUCAUCCCCAUGACGGUGAUGUGGCUCCAAUUCACUGACCAGUGGCGGGCGCUGUUUCCAAACGUGUUUGCGUGUCCGUUGAGCGCGAGUGUGGUGCACUACUUCCCCGGUAUCCGCGACGUCAUCCAGUCUAUUUUUGCCGUGCCGGGGGGCCAGGCGGAGCUGGUGGCAUCGCAGUCCCGGCAGCGCCAGGUGCACGUGUUCACCGGCCACAAGGGGCUUGUUCGGAUGGCCUUGGAGCAUGGCGAGUCCUUGGUUCCGGUGCUCAGCUUCAAAGACUACGUCCGGUGGCCCGUCGCACACCGUACCCGUUCAUGUCGAUGGUGGUUGAGGACGCCAUUCCGGGACUGGAGUGGUCUCGACCCGCCGCCGACAAGAAACGUCAGCAAAAUUUGCAUUUAAUUUCAUUUUUUUCGUAUAUGGUUACACUGCCGGUAGCGAAUACUAGAGAUAGAUAGUUAUGACAUUUACAGCCUCAAGCAACCCCCGCAAUACAUACAACUUUUAUUUGCGUUACAGUAGUUGUCUUCAUCGUGAGACUAGCACAUCGUCAUAAAGCACUUGGACACCAACAUGGAGCAUGCGACGGAGCUGUAGUAGAUCAUC
Molecule: messenger RNA, 1296 nt
Organism: Aphanomyces astaci
Lineage: Eukaryota; Oomycota; Saprolegniomycetes; Saprolegniales; Verrucalvaceae
Exons: 3
Coding region: 1-1092 (363 amino acids)
Biological process (GO): lipid metabolic process
Source: RefSeq, a predicted model, not a curated record